Messenger RNA from Candidula unifasciata, 1059 nucleotides. Lineage: Eukaryota; Metazoa; Mollusca; Gastropoda; Stylommatophora; Geomitridae. The record is from the annotation of a GenBank genome assembly.
AUGGCAGAAAAUAACGCCCUCCUGAGACGGCUACAGAAUAAGGGAACUCUGGUGGUAGCUGAAGGUUACCUCUUUGAGUUUGAAAGGCGAGGCUACCUGAAAGCUGGGGCCUUUGUGCCGGAAGUUGUUCUGGAACAUCCGGAUUUGGUGAAGUCCUUGUCGGAGGAGUUUGUGCAUGCCGGAAGUGACGUUGUCUUGGCAUUUACGUAUUACGGGCACAGAGAAAAACUACGAACGAUCGGAAGAGAAGGUGAUCUUGAGAAAAUUAACCGACAAGCAUUAGAGAUUGCUAAAAGCGUUGCCAAGGAAACGGGGACGCUCUUUGCCGGAAAUAUCUGCAACACCGCCGUCUACCAGGCGGACAAUGAGGAGUCCCAAAGAAAAGCGGAAGCCAUGUUUAAGGAGCAGAUUGAAUGGGCUGUGGAAGCUGGUGUUGACUUCAUCCUCGGGGAAACAUUUGCAGAGCUGGGAGAAGCCACGCUCGCCUUGGAGUCUAUACAAAAAUAUGGCCAAGGCGUCCCCGCUGUCAUCACCUUAAUGCCAACAGCUACAGAGUUUACAAUCGAGGGCGUGCCCAUUGCCGAGGCUUGCCGUCGACUGGAGGAGGCAGGGGCGGCGGUGGUAGGAUUAAACUGUUGUCGGGGCCCGGCCUCCAUUCUGCCUCUCAUAAAAGAAGUUAGGGCAGCUUGUAAGGGUCCCAUCGCUUGCCUGCCGGUUCCUUACAGAACCAGCCUAGAAUUCCCAAGCAUGCAGUCCCUGAAAGACCCGUUCUCAGGUCGCCAGGCCUUCCCGCUGGAUCUGCCUAGCCAGCUGUGUGGUCGGUCAGAGAUCAGAAACUUCGCCGAAGCUUGCAAGGAGAUCGGGGUAGAGUACGUGGGGCUUUGCUGUGGCAAUGCUUCACAUUAUCUGAGAGAGGUGGCCGAGGUCUACGGACGGACGCCCCCAGCCAGCAAAUACUCGCCAGACAUGAGCCAACAUAUUCUGUUUGGGGACAAAUCCAAGAUGCGCGAUUAUUAUACCGGAAAAGUACGGCAAGCCAUUGUGACACAAGAUUCCUAA